Molecule: messenger RNA, 2074 nt
Organism: Chrysemys picta bellii (western painted turtle)
Lineage: Eukaryota; Metazoa; Chordata; Testudines; Emydidae
Source: RefSeq, a predicted model, not a curated record
GGAGCCGGGGCCGGGGACGGAGCCGAGCCGAAGCUGGGGCGGGGGGUUGAACUGUUCCGGGGCAGCAGGAAAUCCCCGGGGGGAGAAACCGGAGUCGCGGGGGCUGCAGAAUGACGCCCACGUUUCGCUCCAGCUGAUCCCAGCCUCUGAUGAGACAGGGAAGGGAAAUGGCUGCAGAGGAGCCAGUCCAGGCGUUCCAGUUUCCAAACCUGAUGUCAUCUCCCAGGUGGAAGAAGGGGAAGAGCCAUUGGUCCCAGACCUCCAGGAUUCAGAGGAAAAAGAGAUCCUGAGAGCUCCCUGCACAGGUGAUGUGAUGGUGAGUGAGAAUGAGGAGCAGAAGUCUGAGCAGGAAGAUGCUGAGCAAGUGGAAUCACACGGAGCAUUAUCGCAAAGAUCCAAAGAGAAAGUGCCCACGAUUCAUGAGCAGGGAAAAGUCUUUGAGAUUCAGCGUAGUCCAGAGAGUGAGCAAGGAAACCAACCAGGGGAGAAAAUGGGAAAAUUAAUUUACUCUUGGGGAACUCACAAGGACCUCAAAGAAACCACAGCCCAGCAGAAAAUCUUCAGAGGAAAGAGAAAAUAUACAUGCAGUGAGUGUGGGGCAAACUUCAGUGACUGCUCAGCCCUUAUUGCUCAUCAGAAAAUCCACACGGGAGAGAAACUCUAUGAAUGCUGUGAGUGCGGGAAAACCUUCAAUCGCAGCUCACACCUCACUCGACAUGAGAUAAUCCACACAGGAGAGAAACUCUAUGAAUGCUGUGAGUGCGGGAAAAGCUUCAAUCGCAGCUCACACCUCACUCGACAUCGGAGAAUCCACAUGGGAGAGAGACCCUAUGAAUGCAGUGAGUGCGGGAAAACCUUCAAUUGCAGUUCACAGCUCACUAGACAUGAGAUAAUCCACACAGGAGAGAGACCCUAUGAAUGCCAUGAGUGUGGAAAAACCUUCACUCUCAGCUCAUAUCUUACUACACAUGAGCGAAUGCACAGAGGGGAGAGGCCCUUUCAGUGCUCUCAGUGUGGGAAAAGCUUCACUAGGAGCUCAUCCCUUAUUAGACAUGAGAGAAUGCACACGGGAGAGAGACCCUAUAAAUGCUGUGAGUGCGGGAAAACCUUCACUUCCAGCUCAAACCUUAUUCAACAUCAGAGAAUCCACACAGGGGAGAGGCCCUAUGAAUGCAGUGAGUGCGGGAAAGCCUUCAAUUGCAGCUCCGAGCUCACUAGACAUGAGAGAAUCCACACAGGAGAGAGACCCCAUGAAUGCAGAGAGUGUGGGAAAAGCUUCACUCUCAGGUCAGAUCUUACUACCCAUGAGAGAAUCCACACAGGGGAGAGGCCUUUUCAAUGCUCUCAGUGUGGAAAAAGCUUCACUAGGAGCUCAGACCUUACUAGACAUGAGAGAAUCCACACGGGAGAGAGACCCUAUGAAUGCUGUGAGUGUGGGAAAAGCUUCAUUUCCAGCUCAAAACUUAUUCAACAUGAGAGAAUCCACACAGGGGAGAGGCCCUAUAAAUGCGGUGAGUGUGGGAAAGCCUUCAGUUGCAGUUCAAAGCUCACUAGACAUGAGAGAAUGCACAGGGGGGAGAGACCUUAUGAAUGCUGUGAGUGCGGGAAAACCUUCACUUACAGCUCAGAUCUUACUACCCAUGAGAGAAUCCACACAGGAGAGAGGCCCUUUCAAUGCUCCCAGUGUGGGAAAACCUUCACUAGGAGCUCAGAUGUCACUAGACAUGAGAGAAUCCACACAGGAGAGAGACCCUAUGAAUGCAGUGAGUGUGGGAAAAGCUUUAUUUCCACCUCAAAUCUUAUUAAACAUCAGCGAAUCCACACUGGGGAGCGCCCCUUUAAAUGCGGUGAGUGCGGGAAAACCUUCAAUUGCGGCUCACAGCUCACUCGACAUGAGAGAAUCCACAUGGGAGAGACACCCUAUGAAUGCUGAGAGUGCGGGAAAACCUAUACUCUCAGCUCACACCUUACUAGAUAUUGGAGAAUCCACAUGGGAGAGAGAUCCUAUGAAUGUGAAUUCGGAAAAACCUUCAAUCAAAGCUCAUACCUCAGUACUAGGGCUGUCCAUUAAUCA